AUGAUUUUAAUAAUUUCCUUAUUAAGAGUAUGCUUAAGUUCUCAUUUUCAUAUUCCAGAUCAAACAAAAUAAAUACACUAUUUUAAUUGGAAUGAUGAUUUUUUAGGAUUAGGAAUAUUAACUAAAUAUUGUCCUUUGGGAGUAAGUAAAUAUCAGUAUGAAAAAUAAAAUGAUUAUUACUAUUACUUUUUAUAAAGUGCUUACUUUAGAAAUAAUAAUGAAUUUCUUUAUUUGAUGUAUUUAGAAAUUCAAAAUGAAGAAAAAUAAUUUAUAUUUCAUGUUUAAUUUAAUUUAGAAGGUAAAUGGAUUGAAUGCAUUUUUUCAUUUUAGGCAAGAGUUGUUGAAGGUUUUUGGCUUAAAACAGUCAUUUAUCAUUAAACAGAAAAUUAAUUAUUAAUUAUAGAAUAAUUAUGGGGAAGUGAUUAACGAUAAUAAUUUAAAUUUCCUUCUAGUUAUUAACCAAAUACUCAAGUAAUUUUAAUUUCUGGAGGAUUCUAUUAAGUAAUAAAAUAUAUCUUAUUUAGGAUAUUAAUCCAAUCACAAAUUAGAAUAUUUUAUUAAAAUAAUUUCCAGGUUAAAUGAAAGCAGUAAAUUUAUUGUAAGAAGAAUUAAAAAAACCUUGGGCAUAUUUAAGUAAUGAAAAAAGUUCAACUGUUAUAGUAUUAUAGAAAGAGAAUAUUAAUUUAGAAGAAAAAAGUACAAACUUAUUUUAUACUAUAUCUACAAUUACUGAAAAUUAUUAUAAAGUUUCUUUUUGGGCAAAAGCAUAAACAUUAUAUGAUAAAAGCUUUAAUUAAUUGAUACAUAUAAUACGAAUAGUGGCAAAUAGAUAUACUCAAGACUUUUAGGCAACAGGAUCUAAUUCUUUUGUAUUGGAAUAUGUCUUUGAUAGAUAAAUACAAUAAUGGAAGUUAAGGAUUAAUUUUUAUUCUUAUAUAAUUCCUAUUUUAGUAAUUUAAAUUCCAGAUUAAAGUUUAUUAAUAACUACUGAUGAAUUAUUAAUAGAGGAUUAUUAAUAUAUUAACACUUGGCAUUUUAUAUCUAUUGAAUAUUCACCAAAUAAUAUGAAUUUUAAUUUUAAUAAUCUUUAAUUUAAUUAUUAAAUUAAUAAACUUUAUAAAGAUGUUUAUCAAUAUUCAUUAAUAUAUUAUAGAAUAUUUUUAGGUGGAUCUAUAAUGGAUACAAAUACAUUAGCAAGAUCAUUUUCUUUAAUAUCCUUUUAUGAUUAUAAUUCAUAAUAUUUAAAAUGCCAUUUCUCAUGCUAAACUUGUUUUGGUCCAUUAUAUAAUCAUUGUUUAAGUUGUCCUCCUAAUUCAAAUAGAAUUUAUAAUUAAUUAGACUUCACUUGUUAAUGUUAGUUAUGGUAUAAAGAAGUUACUGGUUAAAGUUGUAAUUUAGUAUCUAAUAAUGAAAUCACAUUAACUUUAGUAGAUAAUGAUGAAAUCGAAACUAUAAACUGUCUCUUAGGAGAAUUUGAAUAUAAUGGAGAUUGCUAUAAAUGGUAAUACUUAUCUAUAUAUAUAUAUUUUUAGUCCUUUAGCGGGUUAAGAUCAUUAGAUUAUAUGUUCAGCUUGUUUAAUGAGACCAACAGAUUGGAUCUAAUAUCCAUUAUGUUUAGAUAUAUAUUAUCAAUAUUAAAAUAAUCCAAAUAAUCAAUAUGUAUAAUUAAUUACACAUGAAGAAUUAUCAAAUUAAUAUUAUAUAUUCUAAAAUGAUGAACUUUAACCAUGUCAAGGUUGUAAAUUAUGUUAAAAUAAAGAUGAUAAUACAUGUCAUUUAUCAUCCUAUACUCAUUUAAAUAUGCAAACUUAUAUUUAGUGUUUAAAAGGAUAUUAUUUCAGUAAUGGAUUAUGUAUUAAAUAAAAUAAGAAUCUAGAUACAUAAAUUACAUCAUGUGAUAAUAAUUGUGUUAAAUGCAAUAAUAAUUAAUGUUUAAUUUGUUCAGAUUAAAAUAAUUUCUUUUUAAAUUAUAUGGGAUAAUGUUAACUAUGUACUAUUAAUAAUUGUUAAUAUUGUUUCUAAUUUAAUCUAUUAAAUUUAAAUGAAAAUUCAAUCACAAGAAAUGGAUUUUAAAAUACAUUAGUAACUGAUGAUUUCGAAAUUGGUUGUGCAUUAUGUUAAAUAGGAUAUAUUUAUUCAUUUCUAACUAAAUUAUGUCAUCCUUCAUAUAUUGAUUAUGGUUGUUAGCAUUAUAUUAAUUUAAAUGAUGAAAUUCAAUGUUAUUCAACUCAAUUUGACAAAUUAACUACUAAAUUACAAUAAAUUGAUAAUUGUUAAAACAAUUUAUCUUAUUGUGAUUAAUGUAUCUAUUCUAAAUUUGGUAUGUUAAUAUGUAUUAAAUGUUCUUAUGGUUUUUUUAUAAAUAAAGAAAAUGGAUAAUGCAAUAAAUGUUCAAAUCUUAUAGAUGAUCACAUUUAACAUUGUCAACUUAUAGAUACAACUAAUUCAAUUUAUAAAUUAUCUUUAUAAGGCUUUCUCUAAUUUUAAACAUAAUAAUUAAAUGAUUUAACUACUAUUUAUAAUGAUUUUAAUAAUGUUUAAAUUAUUGAAUGCUAAUAAAAUUAUAUAUUAGAUUAAAUUUAAAACUAAUGUGUUGCUUCAUGUACUUUUUGUGAUCAAUGUGCCUUUAUAAAUGGAUAAAAACAAUGUCUUAAAUGUAUUUCAUCAUAUGUUUAGAUGAAUUAUUAUUAUUCUCAAAAAUUAGGAAAUUGUCAUCAAUGUCAAUAACUAUGUAAAUUUUGUUUACAAAUAGAUAUUGAUCUUAUUUAAGUAUUAUUUCAUUAUAAAUUAGAAAUAUAAUCCUUAUUUUAUUAUUACAGAAAAAAGUAUUAAUUAAGCUAAGAAAUGUCUAAUUAAUUUUGAUUAAAAUUUAACCUACAUUGAUUCAAGAAGUGGUUAACUAUAUCCAUUUAAUAAUCUUACUAAUAAAUAACAAUAUUUUUCAGCUAAUUAUACUGAAAAAAGCCCAACAACCUUGUAAAUUAAUGAGGAUAUCAUUUAGAAAAGCGCUAGAAAAAUUAAUUAAAGUGUUAAUGCAGCUGAAAAUCAUUACUCAUAUUUGCAUAACCACUAUUCUUUGUCUGAUUCUAUAGUUUAUUUAGAUGAUAAAUUUGUAACUACUGAAUAACAUUUUCAUAUCUUUAAUGUAACAGAGGUAAGAGCAUACUAAGUUAACUUUUAAAAAUUAUUAUAUUAUUAUGAUCUUCAAUCAUUUUAUGGAGUAAAACUUUAUGUUGAAAAUUGUACAAUCCAAUAAAGAUUACUUUAAUAAUUAUUUAUUAUUAACUAACCCCUUAUUGUUAAUCUCACUCUAUUUAUCAUAAAAGAUAUAAAUUUUUAACAAUCCUCAAUUAUUACUGUAAAUAGUUUUUUCAAAAAUUCAACUAUAAUUGUACAACAUUUUCUCUUUUAAAAUACAUCUUUUUCUAAUAGUUUCUUUAUAAAACAUUUAACAGAUAACUAAGAUAGUGUUUAUUUUAGUAAUAUAACUUUUACUAAUUGCUCUUUCAAAGAAAGCAUAUGGUUUUAUUAAAAAGGAACAACCAAUAUUAAUAUUGUAUAAUUAAGAAGUAUAAAAUUCAUAAAUUGCACUUUUAUAGACAGUCUUGCUAUUCAAAUAACUGAGAACAUUGAUUCCUUUUCUAUCAAUGAUCUUUAAGUUAUAAAUUGUUCAUUUUUUAAUUCAUCAUUAAUAAAAGGUUUCUCAAAUCUUAAAAUAAAUUAAAUAUUUUUAAAUAAUUUAAGUGUAAUACAAAGUAAUUUAUUCAUUUAUUCAUUUGCUAACAGUAACUAAACUGUAUUAUUCACUUAAUUAGUUUCUUAAGGUCUUUUAUUUAAUAAAUCAUCCAUUUUUUUUGUUGAAAACAGAUUUAAAUAUUUAUAAAUAGAAGUUAUCAUAAGUGAUUGGAAUUUAGAGAAUAUUAAUUUUUUAUCUACUUAAGGAUAUAUUAGCGAUAGUUUCAUUUUCAUAAUAUCUAAUGUGAAUAUUAAAUUAAAAGAUCUUAUAAUAGAAAAAAGCAUAUUAUUUUCAUUACUACUUUUUCAGAAUUGUCAAGCAAUAGUAAUAAACAAUAUAUAAAUCUCUUAAAAAGAAAAAAAAGAAUUAAAUAUAUAUAAUCUAGAUACCUAAUUUUAAACCAAUUAUUUAAUGUAUUUUUCAGAAUUUAUUUAUUUAACUAUUAAUAAUUUGAAAAUAAUAGGUUGGGUUUAAACAAUUGAUUCAGUUUUAAUUAUUAGAUCUAAUUCUUAUGUUUCAAAAUAUAUAGAAAUAUCUGAAUUGAUAAUUAAUGAUUACUCAAGUUAUAAUAUUCUAAAUUAAAUAAAUUCAAUAAUCUUUAUUCAAAUGAAUGCUGAAACAAGAAUUAAUAUAUCUAAAAGCUAAUUUAAAAAAUGCAAUUUUUGGUAUAGAUAACCAAAUACUGAUAUGAUGUAAGCAGCAUUAAUAAGAAUUAAAUCUCCAAAAUCUUAAGUUAUUCUUGAUAAUUUAAUUUUUAAUAUUGCAAAUAUUUAUAAUUCUUUGGAAUCUAUAAUUUUUAUUGAUGCCAAAUAAAUUUCAAUGCUUACUAGUUAAGUUUUAGAUAUAAAUAAUGAGUUGAUCAAUGAUCAAUUAAAAUCUGCUUGUGGAUUUGCAAUUUUUCUGGCAGAAUACAUUGAUAUAAUAAAUACAAUAAUGAUUAAUAUUAAUAGUGCAUAAUAUGGUUUUAUUUACAAUUAAUUGAAGUUAAAAGGAAAUUUUUACGUUGAAAAUUGUACUUUCAAUAAUUAUAAAAUGACAAACAAUAAUUUAUACUUUUCAUAAUUAGGAGGAAUAUUUACAGUAGACGGAAAAUUCUCGAUGAUAAAUCUAAAUUUUAUAAAUAUUACAGUAUUAAACAUUUAUACUACAGAAAAAGCUGCCUUUUUAUAUUUAAUUCCAUCUUCUCUCACUAAUUAGANGUAACUAAACUGUAUUAUUCACUUAAUUAGUUUCUUAAGGUCUUUUAUUUAAUAAAUCAUCCAUUUUUUUUGUUGAAAACAGAUUUAAAUAUUUAUAAAUAGAAGUUAUCAUAAGUGAUUGGAAUUUAGAGAAUAUUAAUUUUUUAUCUACUUAAGGAUAUAUUAGCGAUAGUUUCAUUUUCAUAAUAUCUAAUGUGAAUAUUAAAUUAAAAGAUCUUAUAAUAGAAAAAAGCAUAUUAUUUUCAUUACUACUUUUUCAGAAUUGUCAAGCAAUAGUAAUAAACAAUAUAUAAAUCUCUUAAAAAGAAAAAAAAGAAUUAAAUAUAUAUAAUCUAGAUACCUAAUUUUAAACCAAUUAUUUAAUGUAUUUUUCAGAAUUUAUUUAUUUAACUAUUAAUAAUUUGAAAAUAAUAGGUUGGGUUUAAACAAUUGAUUCAGUUUUAAUUAUUAGAUCUAAUUCUUAUGUUUCAAAAUAUAUAGAAAUAUCUGAAUUGAUAAUUAAUGAUUACUCAAGUUAUAAUAUUCUAAAUUAAAUAAAUUCAAUAAUCUUUAUUCAAAUGAAUGCUGAAACAAGAAUUAAUAUAUCUAAAAGCUAAUUUAAAAAAUGCAAUUUUUGGUAUAGAUAACCAAAUACUGAUAUGAUGUAAGCAGCAUUAAUAAGAAUUAAAUCUCCAAAAUCUUAAGUUAUUCUUGAUAAUUUAAUUUUUAAUAUUGCAAAUAUUUAUAAUUCUUUGGAAUCUAUAAUUUUUAUUGAUGCCAAAUAAAUUUCAAUGCUUACUAGUUAAGUUUUAGAUAUAAAUAAUGAGUUGAUCAAUGAUCAAUUAAAAUCUGCUUGUGGAUUUGCAAUUUUUCUGGCAGAAUACAUUGAUAUAAUAAAUACAAUAAUGAUUAAUAUUAAUAGUGCAUAAUAUGGUUUUAUUUACAAUUAAUUGAAGUUAAAAGGAAAUUUUUACGUUGAAAAUUGUACUUUCAAUAAUUAUAAAAUGACAAACAAUAAUUUAUACUUUUCAUAAUUAGGAGGAAUAUUUACAGUAGACGGAAAAUUCUCGAUGAUAAAUCUAAAUUUUAUAAAUAUUACAGUAUUAAACAUUUAUACUACAGAAAAAGCUGCCUUUUUAUAUUUAAUUCCAUCUUCUCUCACUAAUUAGAUAAAUGUUUAUAAUUUAACUCUUAAAAAUGUAUUUUCAGCAGAUAAUCUAUUUUGUAAAUUAUAAUUUCCUAAUCACAGUUCAAAUAAUAAAAUUGUAAUGGAAAAAAUUAUAAUUAAUAAUAGUUAAAAUAGCUCCUUUGUCUAAAGAUUAACUGAAAACAUGAAAGUUUUACAGAGUGAAAAUAAUUAUGAAGGACUUAUAUCAAUUGCAUUCAGGUAAAUUAAAUUUAUUAACAAUAGUUCCGUUUUGAUUAAUGAUUUUACUUAUGAAGGUUAUUUAUCUUAACCUAUCUGUAAACUAAAUGUGAUAAAUAAAUUAAGAAUUAGUAAUUUAAAAUUUAUAUCCCUGUCUAUUUUAAAUCAAAUACCAUAUUUUAUUAACAUUGAUAUAUAAAGUGGAGAUUAAGUAGCUAUUCAAAAUUUAUAUUUCGAGAAAAUACAUUUCGAUAAAUUAGAAUAUUUUUUUAAACUUAAUUACGAUUCCCUUAAAAAUACUAUCGAAUCAAAAUCAAUUUAUUUUAAAGAAAUUAUUUGUUCUUAAUGUUAAAAUGGCUUAAUGACGAUAAUUAAUAAUUAGUCUAAAUUUUAAAUAAAAGUGAUUGAAUUUAUAUUUAUUGAAAAUAACUGUGGUUUAAAUAGCUGUUUAAUUUUAUAAAAUCUUAAAUUAUAAAUUAAAGAUUCUUUUUUUUUGAAUAACUUUGCUCAAAAAAAUGGGAUAAUAUUUGGAAUAAAAAGUGAUAUAUAUUUAUAAAACAGUAUAUUAAAAUAGAAUAAAAUAGUAGAUUUUGUAGGGGCUAUAUUUUUAAAUGAAUCUAUUUUAGAUGCUUAAAAUUUAAUUAUUGUUAAUAAUUCAGCUAGAAUUGUAGGAGCAAUUUAUAAUGAAAAUUCUAUUUUGAAUUUAAGAAUGUCAAAAAGAAGAAAUAUUAUGUUCUUAGAGAAUUACGCAUAAUCUGGAUUGGAUAAUAUUCACGAAAAGGCUUCUUAUUUACAAUUAAAUAUGUUUGGUCUUCCCAUUAAAAAUACAAGAUAAAUUUAAGAUGAUUAAAUUAUUGAUAGUCCAUCUUAUGUAAUGAAUCAUAGAUAAAUGAGAACAAACAAUACUUUCAUAUAAGUGGCAAGUGGUUAAUAGUUAAAUGAAUUUAAAGAGUUUGAUAAAAUUUAAAUGAAAUAUUCUAAUUAUACUUUAUAAAUAGAAAUAGAAGAACAUAAUUAAUUAGGAGAGAAAAUUAUUGAUAAUUAUGGAGGAAAAUGUUAAAUGACUGAAUAUCAAGUGAAUUCUGAAUUAAAUUAAAGUAAUUUUGAAAUUAUCUAAUAAUCAUAAAUAGACAAAAUAUCUUUUUUAUAUUUUGAUAAAAUAUAAGAAUCAUAUAAAUUGGAUAAUAUAAGUUUUAAUUUGGAUCCUUAUUCAAAUUAAUCUAUAUUUUUGUUGAUUUUAAUUAAAUGUGAAGGAAUGUCUCAAAAUUAUAAUUUUAUAUUUAAAAUAAAAACAAAACAAUGUUAAAUAGGAGAAUAUUACAAUAAAAAUUAGUGUUUAAGAUGUGAUUCAGAAAAAGGAUAUUAUUCUGUUGAAAAGAAUUCAUUUGAAUGUUAAAGAUUAGAUCCAACUAAAAUGAAGAAUGUAACAUCAUAUUAAAUUGAAGUACUUUAGGGAUUUUGGAGAUAUUCUACAUAUUCACAUUAUAUUGAAUAGUGUGAUAAUUUCAAUAAUUGUUUAGGAGGAUGGAAUGUGGACUUUGAUUCUUGUACUGUAGGAUAUAUAGGAGCUUUAUGCAAUGAAUGCGAUAUUUAUAAUAUUAGAGGUCAUUCUUCUUUUAUCAAAUCUUUAUCAGGUUUUUGUGAAUUGAAAGAGUAACAGUAAGAAAUUUAUAUUAUUACUUUAAUUUUAAUGCUACUGUAAUUUUUUAAUAUAUUUUAGAACAUUUAUUAUAACAUAUUUUAUAUCUGUCCUUAAAACUGAAAUGCAUUUUCUGUAUAAAAAAAUGAAAUACAUUACAAUUCAUCAUAAAAUAUUAUUUAGAUGUGAAAUAGGUAAUAAUUUAUUUAUUUUAACAGAUUAAUUGAAUACAAGUUUAAAACUGUUAAUUAAUUUUAUGUAAAUUUUAUAUCCAAUAUUACCACCAUUAAAUUUUAGUGAUAAUUUUCCUGCUAUUGCAUGGCCAAUAGGAAAAUCAUCAAAAACAUUAUUAUUUUUAAUCAAUUUUGUGGCUGAUGAUUUUGAGAUUGAAAUUCAUUAUUUAAAAAUGGUUUGGGCAGUUAUUAUUCCAAUAAUGUAAAUUAGUACUUUAAUAUUUGUUUAUACAUCAAUAAAUAGAGUUAUCAAAAACACUAAUAUUAAAUUAAUAUUUAUUUAGUCUUCUUGUAUUUUUUUGAUGUUUUAUUCUAUGCCAAAUAUUAUGGAAGAGUAACUUUAAUUUAUUAUUUAUUUAGAUUAAUUCUUGUUAUUUCAAGAAGAAAUAUAGUUAAUAUGAAUUGGAUUGGGGCUAAUUUAUCAUAUAUCUAUUACACUGAUGAACAUUAAACUUGGAUAUUUAAAUUCAUAGUCCCAUCUUUAAUUUUAAUAUAUUUUUUAAUCCCUUUAAUAAUCUUUGCUAUUAUCUAUUAAAAACAUUAAUAGUCUAAUUUUGAUUUAUCUUAAGGCAUUUAUGGAUAUUUAUGUAGUGAUUUUAAAUUAUAAUUCUAUUUUUGGGAAUUAGUGAAUUUGUAAAUGAAAUUAACAUUAAUUUUUAUACUAUUUUUUCUAGAUAAUGAUAAAAUUAUACUUAAAAAUCUAAUUGUAAUAGUAAUAUUAUUUUUAUAUUAUGGUGCAAUAGCAUACUUAAAACCAUAUUUAAAAAUAAAUUUAAACCGUUUAGAAAAAUCAGGUAUCAUUUUAUGCUGUGCAUGUAUUGCAUUAAAUAUUUUAAGACUUGCAUCAAAUAAAUAUUCUUAUUCUGAAGUAUUAUUAUUGACUGAAAUCUUAAUGUUAUUAAUAGUUUUAUAAAUACUCUUUUAUACACUAUUUAAAAUAAUUGCAGCAUUUAUUAAUAAAAAUUAAGAGCUAUUUGAUAAAAUAAGAAAGAAAAUUAAUUCAAGAUUUCCAAAUUUUAUUAAAUAUGGAAAGUUUUUUGAAGAAAACUUAAAAAUUAAAACUGAAAUUAGAAAAAAAACUCUCUAUAAAUUUCAGUUAGCAAGAUUACUUUUAAAAAGAUUAAAAUAAAAUAACAAUAAAAGUACUAAGAUUACUGUAAAUCCCCAUGAAAAUUUAUUGAGCAAUAUUAUACGUUCUGAUACAAAGCCAUUAAUACCACAAUUUACCAUUCAUAACUCAAUGAUUUAUUGA
This is a messenger RNA of Paramecium sonneborni, 9404 nucleotides long. NCBI's taxonomy places the organism in Eukaryota, Ciliophora, Oligohymenophorea, Peniculida, Parameciidae. The record is from the annotation of a GenBank genome assembly.